This is a messenger RNA of Hydractinia symbiolongicarpus, 1177 nucleotides long. RefSeq lists its product as uncharacterized. The transcript is spliced from 2 exons. The record is from RefSeq and is a predicted model, not a curated record. Lineage: Eukaryota; Metazoa; Cnidaria; Hydrozoa; Anthoathecata; Hydractiniidae. The coding region runs from base 136 to 969 and encodes 277 amino acids.
CCAGGAAAAGUAAACUAUCUCGACCACAAAAGAAAAAAUGUUCAAUAUUAACUUUAUCAGUGUUAUGAAAAGAGUUUUUCUACAUGAAGUUGUGAUACUGCAGAAAAAAGAAAGAAAAAAUAAAAAAGGGAAGAAAUGUCUCAUAAGGUUUUCAGAGCACAAAGGAAGACAUUUUAUGAAGAUUACGAUCUAGAUGACGAUGAUUUUGUGAUUUCUCCAAGAAAGCGAUAUGACCAUUACAGAGAAAAUUUUCAACACAGUGCAAAUCGUCCUCAAAGAGAACAGCUCUUAUAUUAUCAAAAUAAUAAAACUCCAGAAAUCAAUGGAGGCAUUAUGUUUAAAUACAGUCCUAGAAAGUCACGUGAUGUGAGAGAAUGGAACCUACCAGUAAUACCCUCCUCCAUGUUUUCAAAAAGGUUUCAUGAUAGCGCCGAGCUUCAAAAUGGCGUUGUGACAACUGGAGAUGCAAUGAUCCCUGCAGCUCCACGAAAGCGAAAUGAAUCUGUUCAAACAGAUCAAUGUGACUUCACCGAACACCCAAUUAAGAAAAGUAAUGCCAUGCACGAGUUAACACCUGUUUCCAUGGUGACACAACAAAAGAAGAAAAGCAAGGAGAAGGUUUAUGUGGCAGACGAAGAGAUGAUCGCGCCGAUUAUUUUUGUAGAUCCCGAAUGUUAUAACAAUGAAAUUGAUAAAUGGGAACAACAAGAACCCAACAAUAUCGUUCAACGACAAUUCGCAACUUUGAAAGAUUGGAUGGAGGAUGUUGUUAAUAUUAAAGGGUUACAAGAGCAGCAGUCUAAACUUAAAAAGAAAAAGAAAAAAAAUCCUUGGAAUACUUUGAGAAACAUCGUAGUGCAAAUGAGACGAAAGUCCAUCGAUGCAGACACAAAGCUAUCUAACAAUGGAAAAAUAGAAGAAAAGAUAUUAAAAACGAAGAAAAGAUACUCAAAAAUAAAAAGUGCGUGAUCAAAUGGAAGGUGUUUAGGGGACUGCUGAUAUUAAAGAUAAACGAGAGAGAGACAUGAGUUGGUUGUUUCAUUUUUGGAACGACACAGACAUAAAAGAGGAAUAGUCAAGAAAAAAUAUUUUACACAUUCGAUGUAUAUAUUUUAAUGAGAAUUUAUACUUAUAAUUCUUACGGUUAACAUUUGGUCUAAGAUUUCUUUUCAUAAAA